Messenger RNA from Alexandromys fortis (reed vole), 3184 nucleotides. RefSeq names its product sterol O-acyltransferase 1 (gene Soat1). NCBI's taxonomy places the organism in Eukaryota, Metazoa, Chordata, Mammalia, Rodentia, Cricetidae. The transcript has 16 exons. Gene Ontology annotation, cellular component: endoplasmic reticulum membrane. Gene Ontology annotation, molecular function: fatty-acyl-CoA binding; cholesterol binding; cholesterol O-acyltransferase activity. Bases 160 to 1800 code for a protein of 546 amino acids. The record is from RefSeq and is a predicted model, not a curated record. Gene Ontology annotation, biological process: cholesterol metabolic process; cholesterol efflux; cholesterol homeostasis.
UGGGGCGGAGAACGGGGGUGGGUGCCGGCUCUUUAUCUUCCUCCGCAGCCCGGCUGGCGGCGUUGCGGACCCGCGUAGGGACAGCGUUCCGCAGCGACCCUCCCGCGGCUGACCUACCGCCCCGACCGCCGCAGCUGCCCUUGAGCCGCAGGCAGCUCGAUGGUGGGAGAAGAAAAGAUGUCACUAAGAAACCGGCUGCUAAAAUCUGGUGAAAAUCCCGAGCAAGAUGAAGCCCAGAGAAAUCUCUUGGAAACCCAGAGAAAUGGUCGCAUUACCAUGAAACAGUUGAUAGCGAAGAAGAGGCAGUUGGCAGCAGAAGCAGAGGAACUGAAGCCACUGUUUCUGAAGGAAGUUGGUUGUCACUUUGAUGAUUUUGUGACCAAUCUUAUUGAAAAGUCUGCAUCUCUGGACAAUGGUGGGUGUGCUCUUACAACCUUCUCCAUUCUUGAAGAAAUGAAAAACAACCACAGAGCCAAAGAUCUGAGAGCACCUCCAGAACAAGGGAAGAUCUUUAUUGCAAGGCGGUCUCUGUUAGAUGAACUGUUUGAAGUGGACCACAUCAGAACAAUCUACCACAUGUUCAUUGCUCUCCUCAUCCUCUUCAUCCUCAGCACGCUCGUGGUAGAUUACAUUGAUGAAGGAAGGCUGGUACUUGAGUUCAAUCUCCUGGCCUACGCCUUUGGCAAACUGCCUACUGUUAUUUGGACUUGGUGGUCCAUGUUCCUGUCUACACUCUCAAUCCCCUAUUUCCUGUUCCAACAUUGGGCCCAUGGCUACAGCAAGAGUUCUCAUCCACUGAUCUAUUCCCUUGUCCACGGCUUUUUCUUCUUAGUCUUUCAGCUCGGAAUCCUAGGUUUUAUCCCAACAUAUGUUGUGCUAGCGUAUACACUGCCUCCAGCCUCCCGGUUCAUUGUUAUACUUGAGCAGAUCCGUUUGGUAAUGAAGGCCCACUCGUUCGUCAGAGAGAAUGUGCCGAGAGUACUCAAUGCAGCCAAGGAGAAAUCAAGCACAGUUCCAGUACCCACAGUCAACCAGUACCUGUACUUCCUGUUUGCUCCUACACUUAUUUACCGCGACAGCUAUCCGAGGACUCCUACUGUAAGAUGGGGUUACGUUGCUAUGCAGUUUUUACAGGUUUUUGGCUGCCUGUUUUAUGUAUACUACAUCUUUGAGAGACUCUGUGCCCCAUUGUUCCGGAAUAUUAAACAGGAGCCCUUCAGCGCUCGUGUUCUGGUCCUGUGUGUAUUUAACUCCAUCUUGCCAGGGGUGCUGAUGCUGUUCCUUACGUUUUUUGCCUUUUUGCACUGCUGGCUCAAUGCCUUUGCUGAGAUGUUACGCUUUGGUGACAGGAUGUUUUAUAAGGACUGGUGGAACUCUACGUCAUACUCCAACUACUACAGGACCUGGAAUGUGGUGGUCCAUGACUGGCUCUACUACUAUGCAUACAAGGACCUGCUCUGGUUUUUCUCGAAGAGGUUCAAGUCUGCCGCCAUGUUGGCUGUCUUCGCCUUGUCUGCGGUCGUGCAUGAAUACGCCCUCGCUGUCUGCUUGAGCUAUUUCUACCCAGUGCUCUUUGUCCUCUUCAUGUUCUUUGGAAUGGCUUUUAACUUCAUUGUCAAUGACAGCCGGAAAAGGCCGAUCUGGAACAUUAUGGUAUGGGCUUCUCUUUUCCUGGGCCAUGGAGUCAUCCUGUGCUUCUAUUCUCAAGAAUGGUAUGCCCGCCAGCACUGUCCUCUGAAGAAUCCCACAUUUCUGGAUUAUGUCCGGCCACGUUCCUGGACUUGUCGGUACGUGUUUUAGAAGCCUGGACUCUGCCUCCGUUCUUGCCAAUGAGGAAUGGAUAUUCUUCCUGAUCCCCGGCCAGUUGUCGUCAGCGGUCACUGCGUAUUUCUAUCCACGUUGUUUGGACCGCUCCAGCCUCUCCUGUUGACCGACCUGAAACUGGCCUUGAGUCACUUCAUGGUUUUUUUUUUUUUUGGUUUAUUUCGUUUUGGGGAGAAGGAGGACCAAUAGCUGAGGUCAUGGCGGGUUUUUGCGGGGUUAUGUCAGCUCAGGCUUUGGUAGUUUUAUCUGUUUAUUUCCUUGAUUCUGUCCAACCAGAGACUAAACACAUCUUGGCCAUGAAUUAGCCAAAAACACUUAGGAAGAAAUCAUUUCAGUGCCUCUGGCUUUGAAGUUUUUUUUCUAUCAUACACACUAUUAGGAGGUCAGCUAGUUAACUGUGCAAUUGGGAAGAAAUAAAUGUUAUUUCUAAUAGAAAGAGAGAAAAUACCUAUUUCCCAAAGAUAAUCUUGAUAUGCUUUCUGCUCACAUCUUUUGUUGCUUUUGGCUUUGCUUUGUCUCUGUGCUGGGAAUAGAAUCCAGGGCCUUGCCCAGGGCAGCACACUGAGCCACACCCCAGCCCCCAUGUUGUAUUUUUCUGAAAGUUCUGGUCUACUCUUUUUUUUUUUUUUUUUUCUGUAUAAACUGUGAUUUUGUUUUUGAAAAAAUUAGCAGUCUUUCACCUUCAAUGCUGGUACAAAUUUAAGGGUCCAAAGUAUAAAGGGAAAAUAUAUUUCCUUUCAAAACUUGAGAAGUCAUUUUAAAACAGAUUCAAUGAGCUGGCCAUAUGUUUUAUUUAUGCUUUCAGAAGUUCUGUAGGAGAUUUUAUUGAUGUUGUUUUUUUUCUUUCCUUCCUUCUUCCUUCCUUCCUUCCUUCCUUCCUUCCUUCCUUCCUUCCUUCCUUCCUUUCUUUCUUUCUUUCUUUCUUUCUUUCUUUCUUUCUUUCUUUCUUUCUUUCUUUUUAGAGGUAAGGUCUUGCUAUAUAGCCCAGGUUAGUCUUGAAUUUGCUAUGUAGCCCAGGCUGGUCUUGAACUUACUCUGUAGCCUAGCUGACCUUGAAUCCCUGUCCUCCUGCUCCCAAGUGCUAGGAUCGAAGAAGAUACCACCAUGCCUGAAGAUUUUUCUUUAACUGUUAAGUUGUUUAGAAGUAUUCUUUUGGUACAGUUGCUUUCUUGUCUAAUAACUAGGAACUUUCCUUGUUGUAUAGACUAAUGAGUCCAUAAUGGAAGUAUUAAUCUCUCUAUUAAUACUAAAUGUCUACUAAGGAUCCAGAAGCUGGCUUCUGAAACAUCUGUCCCAUCAUUAUACUUUAACAGUAUAUUUUUAGAUUAAAUAAAUUGCUGUAUGAUCAUUUGUAAGGACA